Penicillium subrubescens is the source of this 525-nucleotide messenger RNA. RefSeq lists its product as uncharacterized. The record is from RefSeq and is a predicted model, not a curated record. Lineage: Eukaryota; Fungi; Ascomycota; Eurotiomycetes; Eurotiales; Aspergillaceae. The transcript has 2 exons. Bases 1 to 525 code for a protein of 174 amino acids.
AUGCAACAUUACUCUCGCACCCUUGUGGCGGCUUCUAAUGUCGACCUAAAUAGAAGCUAUACUAAAGAUCUUGAGGAUAAAAAAUUAGAGGCUAUCUCCGAAAUAGAUCGUUUUACUGCGGUAAAGAAACUAAAAAUAGACCGACUUCGUGACGCAUUACCGCUAUAUUAUACAGUUCUCACUCUAAGGGACGAAGAACUAAAAGCCUUUUUUGCUACUCAUACCGACGAUAAGAUAGGCUUGAAUCGAGUGACGAACUCUAAAACCACGCUUCUGCAUUUAACGGCUUACGAGAUUAAGCCCCUAAAUAGCUUUAAAGGGUACCCUGAGACCGCAGUGUCCUGUCUCUUCUUGCCGUUAGGGCAGGAUACUCUAGGCCUUAAUACAGCACGUCUCAAAUACGGGUGUACAUACGGAGAGUGCCUAGGGGGAUUUUUAUCCGCUCAGAUAAGCAGAUCUUUGGUUGAUCAGGGCGAGACCUUAUACGGCCUUAUUCGGCAGGAUAUUAGUCGUAGCAGCCUUUAG